UAUUGUUUCUCCAAUUAUGAAGUUAUGCUCCGACUGGUGGAUUAUGCUGUGGUUGUUGGAUACGAUUUCGAAAAGUCAGUUGGCGGUGAAAGUGAAGGGCAGGUCCUACAGAGAUUUCCUACAAAUUGUUGGGAUGAUUACCCUUACAAUUUCAAAAUUGAAACAUUUUGUCAGCCAUGUGGUUGGUAUCUCAGCCGAAGUAAACCACCACCAACAUUCUUUGUCGCUUAUUUGACAGAUGUUGAUGGAAAUCCUUAUUUUGCCGCAUGUCUAACUUUUCAUGAAACUGUGUCUCCUAGUCAAUUGAUAAAUUUGAAAAUCCCUCAUCACACUCCUCACAGUAGAGUUAGACCUACAGGAAAUGCAUUCAGUAGUUAUCCUCAAAAUGGACCUAUUAAUAAUGGUUCAUUUGUUGUAAAUAAAAAUAAAACUUUCUUGCCUACUACAAAUUCUAUUUCUAAUGAUGAAAAGUAUCAAAUUGAUUCUUUAGUUCAUGUAACGAACAUGAAUAGCAAUGCUAGUUCACCUGCAAACUCACCAACCGGAUUCCAAGAUCAAGUAUUGAAUUACUCUGGUCUCAAGUCAAUUUAUAAUGAUACCGAUGAUCCGAAUUUAGUACGUCCACCGGAAUUUUAUGCACCAAAAUGUUUAGUGUUCCUAGCUCGUCAUCAACAUUUUGAUGUAUUGAAAAACAAUCUCAGCUUAUUGUAUACAGUGUUUGCUGAUUCACUACAUCAGUAUUCAAUAGAACAAAUGAUCGCAACUUUAUUGGGUGGCAUAGAAGUUCCACCGACUGGUGGUCCACGAAUUACAUUCAGUUUAGGGGUUGGUGAUCGACAGACAAUUCAACCUGCUCAUUGUAGUACUAUACCUGUGACACGGAAUUGUGUAGCUUUACUAUUUAAACACUUAGGCAUACAUAAUGUGAUUUUAUUAUUCACUGCAAUUUUAAGUGAUCAAAAAGUACUGGUUUGUUCACGUAGUGUAAAUCGGUUAACGGAAGCAUGUCAUGCAUUAACUUCUAUACUAUAUCCUUUAAAAUAUAGUCAUACAUACGUUCCUAUACUUCCUAAAUCAUUGAUUGAAUUUGUCAAUGCUCCAACUCCAUUUCUUUAUGGUAUUCAUUCAGGAUAUCAGCAUUUACUAUCUGAUAUGGUUGAUGUUUUUGUUGCGGAUCUUGAUGGAGGAAGUGUUGUGUGCCCGGAAAAUAUUCCUAUCCCUCAACUGCCUGAUCCAUAUUUCACUGAAGUUGUGGAGAAUUUAUUCCAGAUUUUAAGUCCUGAAUUAAUGACAGCUGAUUAUAUCUAUCCACUUGUUACAUCUAAUCAAUCAGGUGAUUUAAUUUCAUUGGAUAAACGAUUACGAGCUGUAUUCCUCCGUUUAUUUACAUCUUUAUUUGCUGGUUAUCGGUCGUGUUUAACAAUUACACGUAUUCAUCCUAAACCAGUGAUACAUUUCAAUCGAACAUUAUAUUUACUUCUACGUGGAAAUAGUGCACAUAAUGAAUUCUACGAUCGUUUAUUAUCUAGUAUGCGUUUUCAUCAAUUCAUAUUAGAACGUGGUCCACCAUUUCGUGUAUGUGAUAUAUUUGAUGAAGUAUAUGAAUCGAAUGUCGAUGAUCAUUCACUGUUUGAUAGUAAUAAUAACUGGACACUGAAUAGUAGAGAUUAUGAAUAUGAUAUGUUCAGUAAUCAUAAUCCGUCACAAAUGAUCACUGGAAAUACAGCCAAUUUCAGUUUAAUAGAAAGACUAAGCACAAAACUGUUGGAUAAUGAAUGCGGUGAUCAACCAGCUACACAGAUUCUUCCAAAUGAAGCUAUUGAAGCUCACAAACGCAUACAUCAGACACCAUUUCCUGUUUUAGACGCUAAAUUAAUCGAUGAACUAACUAUUCAGUAUUCUCAAAAGAAAACUAAGAAUGUUGUUUAUCAUAAACCGGAACCACGUUUUGUACCACAAGGAUUACAAUUGGAUCGACAAAUAUUCAAAGCAGAAAUGUUUCCUGAUAAAUAUCGUGUAAUUCAUGAAUUUGUUGAUGAUAUUUUUAAUCAACAUAUUACAGAAGCUUUAAAAAGACGAAAUACAAUUCGUCAAGAUUUAAAGUCUAGACCAAUGAGACGCUUAUUCGUUGAUGAACUACGUUCAUAUAUAAUCCCGGAAGCACCAGUAUCACCAACUGUAGCUAUCAAUAACUUCCUUGGUAAUAUGACAAUCAAUAGAAGUACAUAUGAGAGACGAGCUGUCUUAACAUGGGAACAAUUUGAAUUGAUUGUUGACCUAUUAGAUGAAGCAUUAAGACAAGAGACACAAUCAAAAGACAGUGGAAUUACACCAAUUAUUAUGGAUAUAAGUACUAGACUUUGUACAGAAUUAGGCGAUGUUCGUUAUUAUGCUAAUAUGAGUAAUCAAAUUCAGCGUCAUGAAAUCUGGCGUAAUAUUCCAUUUUGGGAGAGUCUUUUUAAUGAACAAGUUAACAAUCAAAUUCGUUUGUUAUAUAUUGAUUUUUGUGAAGAAGAACGAAAAUCUCAUAAAUACCAACAAGGUAAUCAAUAUCAACAUUCGCACACAAUGAAUAUAUCCAAUGGACAUUCAUGGUCAUCAUCGUCGUCGUCACCAUCUGACAGUAGGGCAAAACGAUCUAUUAAUUCGCCUGAGAAAAAUGAUAAAUCAUCUGUGAUAAUUGUUGGACGAAAGAAUAGUAAUAAUAAUAAUAACAAUCAGAAAUCGAAUAUUACAAUUCAGCAACAAAGUUACACAUCAAAUAUGUCAGCAUUAGAAAUCGCUGCAGAAGAAAUGCGAAUUGGUCAUAUGCGUCCAAAAGAAGUACAACAAAUAUUGGAAACACGUGAAGAAAGUACUGUCUAUUCUCAAAUUAUACACUUUGUUAAUUUAAUCAUUAAUUUUCGUAUACCAGUUCAUAUUGGUGCAGCGGUGGCUGAUAUAUACGGUGAAGAUACACAAAAUAAUGAUGAAUUAAAAGAUGAUAUUACUGGUAUAAAUGGUAUGGUAUCAAAAAUACCUGACAGAAUAAUAUCCGAUAAUGAUAAUUAUAGCAAUAAUAAAAAUAAUAAUAAUACUAAUGAUCAUAAUUAUCGAAAACAAUAUACUGGCAGUACUAAUUCAUUAAAUAAUAUACCAGUAACUAAUCAAAUUAAUCAUGCCCUCAAAAUUAUCUCACAAACUGAAGAAUAUGUUAAAAACACCAGUCGAUAUACUUCAGACAAUUAUUCUAAUCAUCUAUCAAAUUCAGAUGGAUUUUAUGGUCGUUAUAGUGCUCAGAAUUUUGACAAAUUAAAUCAAGCCACAUUGUUAAAUCAUAUCACUGUUUUAGAAAAUUGGUUAUUAAAAUUUGUGAAAAUUGUUGGCGAAGAAAACAAUCUUGUACGUGAACGAAUUACUGAAGUUGAGGGGAAAAUUAAAGCCAUCAUAGAAAGUCAUUUAAUCAAUUUACAAGAUAUUUACCCUAAGGUACAAAAUAUUCCACAUAUGAAAAAGCCUGAGAUUGCUAAUCCAGUCCUUCUACCCGGUGAGAUCGCUAUUCCAAUUGGUGGUUAUGAUUGUUUAUCAUGUCAGUUAUUGCCAGAUGGACGUUAUGAACGUAAUGAUUAUCAACUAUUGGAUCCAUUCAAUAGUAAUAUUAUUAAUCCUAACAUCAAUAAUGGAGGUCAUGGUAACGACAGUAACGACAAUAUCAAUACUAAACAACAAGAUUCACUUGGAAACUUGGAUGCAAGUGAUUUAGAUGUGGAUCUUAUGCUUAGACCAUUACUACCUGCUCAAGGAGCGUUAUUUAUUACCAACUAUCGUAUAAUAUUCACAGGUGUACCAAAAGAUCCAUUUCAGUCUAAUAAAGUGAUCAAUCGAAGUUUCCCUAUAUCUGCAUUGAAUACUAUCAAAAAGCUUGGCUGUGUUCAAAUGGUUACUGCUUUUCAAUCAUCAUCAACCAAUCCUAGUUCAUUGACAACAAUAACAUCUGGUUUCCGUUCAGCAACAUUAUUUGUUGGUAAAAAGUCUAGAUCAAACACAGUGUUUGGUAAAAAUACUUCGUCAAGAUAUCUAUCGACAGUAUUACGUCCAACAUAUUCAGCUACUACAAAUCGUCAUGGUGUGGUUUAUCGUACUGAAAAUCUGGAUGUUCUCUUACUACGUGCAUUAACUUUUCAAAUGCUUAAAAUCGGAUUUGAUGUUGGUGAAAUACAACCGGAAACGAGAGAUGAAUUACGUAGUCUGCUGGAAGAAUUGCGUUAUCCUUCAAUGAUGUGCAUGGGAUUUAACUCAGCCCCAUUAGGUUUGCUUUUCUCGCGAUCUACGAAUACAGUGGGUAAUCGUUCUGCAAUUACAGAUCUAAAUAAUAAUACUAGUAGUAAUACAAAAGACUAUAUUUUACCAAAUAUGGUUCGUAUGAGGCAUUUGAAAGGUAAAACCCAUAGAAGCAAUAUGUUAACAGAUGCAAAUUAUUCUUCAAUGACGAAUGGGGAUCGCAGGCGUACACAUAGUAACCAGCAAUUUGUUAACUCAGACAAUAAAACUCUGAUAUAUCAAUCGUCUUUGCGUUCUCCUAAGAACCAUUGCUAUAGUCAACUGAAUUGUAUGCUACCUGCUGCUUUUCAAAAUACUAUUUCUCUUGAAGAAGCAGCCGCUAAUUUAGCUGCUACGUUAAAAGCUUUUCUAGUACCUCCGUGUGUAUCUGCAUCAUCGACAGCUUCUACAGCUGUCGACCCCAAUUUUAUAAGACUAUUAACACAAUCUGCAGGCUAUUUGGACAUGGCACGUUUCGGAAGUAAUUUAAAUCCUGUAAGCACUACCGGUGCAACAGUAUUAGCUGGAACAACUUCAACAACACUGACAACACCGUCGAAUAAUCUUUCGGUUGGAUUGAAUGAAAGCGGCAGUGGUUCUUUAAAUCGUUCUUCUGUUGGAGCUGGAAGUAGUAGUUGUAGUCGAGGAUAUUGUGGUGCUCGUCUUGUUGCGUUCAAUGUUCAUCAUACUUUAGUGAAAUCCUAUCCAAGUUUUUUCAUCAUACCACAGGGUAUCACUCAGAAUUGUUUAGCUAAAGUAGCUCGUUCACAUAGACGUGGUCGUUUUCCAGUGGUCACAUGGCAACAUCCUGAAACUAAAGCUUAUCUAUUACGUGGGAGUGAAAUACAAUCAAAUGUAAUUUUGAAUACUUUCAAAAAUAUUAAAUCCUCAUCUAAAAUCAACACUGGAGAUUGUGACGAUAAUGCUGAUUCUACACUUUCUCACGCGACAGUUUCUAAAGAACAUAUACGUUAUAUUCGUGCACUAAUCGAUAUGUCUUUAUCAGCUAUUAAUAGUAGUCGACCAAGUAGUGUUAUCACUUCAGAAACUGGUUAUUCAGCGACAGAUGAUUUGUCAAAUUCAUCUCAGCUACCUACUGUCGCUUCUCCUAAAAUUCUAUCAACAGAUCAUUUAUCAAAAGAGUUCAAACCGGUUAUCAAUAAACCUAGUCCGGUUGUUUCACAUGUGACUAAUAAUAGAACAAAAUGUAAGUUGAGACUUUCUCUGGUUUUUGAAGUCAACUGUAUGUAGAUUUUUGUUACUUAUGAAAAGGGGCGUUAAUUCCAGUUACAUUAUAUCUAUCUAUAUGUAUUUUAAUGUAAACACUCGUUUUUUUUAUGUCACGGACUGACUUUAGUUAUUCACCUGUUCAGAAUCAAGAUGUUUUGUAUGAUUCCUCAGCAGUACAUAUCCACGACGUCAUUAGAUGCUGAACCCAGAAUAUUCACAUCUCGCGAUAAGCAUUUAAUACCAAGAAUCAUUGGAAUUUUCACCACAAAACAUAAUAACAUAAAAACUGACCCAAUGAAGAUCUUAUUGACCAUUCCGAAAACACAUCGUCUAUAACUAAACGUACACUCAUCUAUAUAUGUGAUUUUUACACAAACUUGAUGAUUAAUUAGUAAUACCACAAAAUACACAAAACCACUGGAAAAAAAAUACAUACUGUAUGAAAUUCAUAUUGAUUAAAUUCACAAAAUAUGAACCUGAAAUAAAUAGUACACUAUACAUGCUGCCUUAUCACAAUGGUUUACUUCUCUAAUUCCAGUCAAUUCACAAUAUUAUUCAACGGUUUUCAAGUCGUUAGUAACUAAUUAACUAUUUGACAUUCAAGAAGAUUAAACUUCACAUGUUACAGCUUUUAAUUAGAACUCCUAGAAUUACCUCUCAUAUUUAAUUCAUAGUGAGUACAUAAUUAUUAGUUAAAUUCAUGUGUCGAUUAAAGCUAUAACACCAUGGAAAACCUGGAAGCACUGAACAGCCGUUUCUUCCUAGUGUGGGACUCGUGAGCAGUUCACAUUCACGGCUCCACAUGUGGGACUCGAACCCAAUACCUUCGAUCUUGCGCGUGAACGCUUAACCUGUAGACCAUUGAUCCGGCAUCCAAUUGUUUCAAUGUCUAACUUUAAUCAAUCCACGAAAUCGCGCGACCGUUCACCAUUGUCUUCAGUGAGUAGCUGGCUCACAACACACACUAUUGAACUCCACUAGUCAUGGCUUCUCACUAGAACUCCCGCAAAUCCGUCUUGAAUUUAGUCACUAGUGAGCACAUGAUGAUUAUUAUCAGGUUAUCCAUGGUAGUCUAGCUUUCAUCGACUUGUGAACUCAACUAUUAAAUUACUACAAUCUCCACAAAAUCGCCUUUCACAUAAUUAUUACGUGGAGGCUAUGGAGUUAUCACUUGUUUUUCUUAUACAUAUAUAUCAUUCACCUGUAUUACCUUAACUUUUUACAGUUAAGAAACACAAAGGUAAGUUCCAAAUCAUACUCAUUAUCACAAACAAAAGAAAUUUAAUAAAGAAAACUAACUUAUUUGAAAAGUCCAAUCAUUUCAUAUAUUUUUUAUUGUUUUCUGGUGUGUGUACAUUUUGCUUUUCCUUUUCCUCCUCAUUAUUAUAAUUAAUAAUUGUCUCCAUUCUAUGCUAACUUGAAUUUCCUUCUAAAAUACUUAAUUGAACUAGAUUUUACAAUAUUAUACAAAACAAUACAUUUUUUAUUCUUUCAACUAUAAUUUAGUUACUUGUUAAUAAUAGUAGUAGUAUUGUCUCUUUCAGAAAAAUAAUCUGCCUAUAUGUUAUGUAAUCGAUUAACUGUCAGAAAAAUUUCACAUAAUCGGUUAACUUUGAUUUCAGUAUGAUCAAUAAUCUGCCUGACUGUUAGCCGUGUUCUUUUUUAAAUUUAAAUUCUAUUGUUUCCGGUUAAGGAAAGUACCAGAAUCUGUAAUUAGACAAUACUAUAGGUGUUACUUAGACACUUGACAAAAUCAUAAUUUCUACCUAGCCAUUGUAAUAGUUACAUAAAUGAUCAUUUGUCAACUUAUUCAUUUUUAAGCAUUAGAAACAGAGUUAAUGGAAAAAUACACUGAUAAAAACAAGUUGUCUAUAUAAGGUAUGUACUUUUCUAUUUUCUUCUUGGAAACAGAAGUAAUUCUUCACAAUUAUUUAAUAAUAUUAGCUUACAAGUUUGUCAGAAACUAAUGAAUUUCAUAGUUCACAACACUAACUGUUCCUAGUUAGAUAAACCUUUAAAAAAAUCUCCAGAAAGCAUUGAAUAGAUAUCGAAUGUUUGACUAUGAAAGUUGAAUCCAUUAGUAUAUAUAUAUAACCAUCGAGAUGAUAGCAACCGACGGUUAGAGACCCUGAAUGACAUGGCUGAAAAUCGUUUGCAAUGGCGCAGGUGCAUCCACUCUUUGUCUUCUCCCGAAUUCUAAUCUUCUGAAUUCUUCAUGUCCUUUUCUUUUUCCUCUUCCCAAAUUUAUUUCACUGUAUUAUACUCCUUGAAUAACAUCUUCAAACCCUAAUCUUUCCGAUUACUGCUUAUACUCUUACUAACUCUAGUACUACGGGAUUUGAAUCGACCACUGCAUCUCUGUGCUAAGGUGGUGUGGCAACUCGAACUGAUGUACGUACUUACGAAGUUCUACGUUGUUACUGACUGACUGACUGACUACUAAUUUAGAUACAUUCGGCUGUUUAUCUUUCUUUCAAAGUCAUUUUUCUUAUAACAUAUCACACUGUGUGUAGAUUGUUGUGUAAUUUAUGAAUCAAUAGCUUUGUAAGAAUGAUAAUCUUGAUAUUUUAUACGAAUAUUCGUCAAGAUUAGAACGAAUAGUUUGACAGUAUUUGAGCGCCUAGCAUAGAGAAGUCAUUAUAUGUGAAAAUUAUAUUUGAAAUAUUCUCAGCGAUUGAAAUUUAACUAAUUCCAACGUUUCGUCCAGCUAACUUGUCUGGACUUCUUCAGGGUAAUAAUCAAAAUUGAAAUUAUCAAAGAAGUUAAGUAUUUCCAUGUAGUUGAAUUCAUCACAUGAUUUGUAGUUAACCGACUCAUUUUAUCCUAUUUUACAAACAAUCAACAUACAAAUAUGAUUGGUUUAACACAGUAUAAUCCUGAUUGUUAAAAGCUAUAUAUUUCUUUGAUAAUUUCGAUUUUGAUUAUUAACCUGAAGAAGUCCAGACAAGUUAGCUGGACGAAACGUUGGAAUUAGUUAAAUUUCAAUCGCUGAGAAUAUUUCAAAUAUAAUUUUCACAUAUAAUGAUAAUAUUGAUAGUCUAAAAGGAAUAUACAUCUUACAUAUUGUAACUAAUGUCUAUGUAUAUUGAAAAAAAUAUCUUGUUUUCCAGUAGAGAAAGCAUUCAAUUAAUUCAUUGUUUGAAUAAGAAAUAAUAAACUCAUUACUACAUUUCAAUAUUUUCUUUACACUUAACUAGAGGAUGUAAUUAAGUAAAUUUCAGGGUUUCUAAUACCAUGGCUUUUUGCGUGUUUCAAACAGAUAACAUCAAUUACACAGAGAUUAUGUGUAAAGACGAAUGAGAUAAUUUUUAUUACACAAUAACAUCCUUCCAAACGUAAUCGACUUAUCGGUAAUUAGUCAUUUGUCUUUUUACCAACUGAACUUAAUAUUAAUGAUUACACCUGGCUACCUAUUGACUGAUUACUCAAGAAUUAGCUUAUCCAUCAUACAAUUGACCAAAUGAUAUUAUGUGUCAUUUAAUUCCAUACACAUACAUAUGUUUUGUUUUUUUUAAAGGCUUUUGCCUUCAUAUGUUCUGUUUUUCAUCUAGCACUUCCUUUGCAUAGGCUUUAUACUUAAUGUAGAACUAUCGUCUUGUUACUGUAAACAUUUUCUUAAUGAUAUCAACAAGAGUUUAGUCUGAUCAUUUAGCUAAACAUAUACGUUUUCAACUCAGUGUGUACUGUGUACGCGUGUGUGUUCAUUGAUGUGAGACAAUCUUCACUUGCUAACACAUCAUAACUAAUAAUGCUAUUUCUGAAUAAAACCUUUUUCUCUCUGUAUUUUUAUGUUCUCGACGUAUUUAUCAGUGUUGAACUUCGAACCCGCUCCAUUUCUCUAUAUUCAGACUAUAUUAAUUGACAGACGUGAUUUGGGAAAUAUUCUAUCUACUCAGUUAUCUCUUUCCUUAUAUUCACAUUAUAUAUGUAUAAUAGAAUUUUAUUACUGUUGUUCCUUGAGUCACAUCAAGCUAGUCUCAAUGAUUUUAUGCUCAGAUAACUAUUGAAUCGACAACCUAUUGUAUUAUUAGUUUACAUCGCAAAUGUUCAAAACUAUAGUAGUUUAAAUAUGAGCAGUAGAUAAAAUGACAAUUUCGACAUUGAAUUGUAAUAAAAUUGAUGUAAUUGUGGAUUACAAGGUUGAUACAUAGAUUUGAAGGGUUAAUCUAACUACAAAGGUAAACACUACAGUCAGUUGAUUCAUUCCUUUUAUGCUGAGUUGGUUUAUAUACAGAUCUGUUGUGAGGUUUGUUUCAUUCAAAUUCAUUUGAAAUAACAGUGAUUUUCGUAUUUCUUUUUUAUAUACUUUACUACUUUGAUUUUUUUACAGAUAAUUGCUAGGUGGAUGUCGUUAGGUAGCCCGUUUUUUUAAUUUUUAUUAUCAUGAACACUUGUAUCACUAUCUUGUUUAAUGUUCAAUCCUUGUGUUCAUGUGUUGCUUUUACCUUAUAAGUUUCACUCAUCAUCCAAUCCAGGCUAGCUAAGUCUGUUUGUGAACCACUUUAUUACAUUUUUUUCAUUGCAAUAUCAGAUUCAUGGUUUAUUUUUUCUCAUUGAUAUCUAAUGUAUGGUAAUUGUGAUUGAUUUGAUACAAAUAUGUAUCUACUCAAACUACUUUUACUUAAAACCUUGUAACGAAAGAGAUAGUAUGGAAAAUGUGAAGCAUAUAUUCAUAUUGAUUUUAUGUAUUAAAUAUUAUCCAAAGCUGGAUAUAAAACUGUAUGACUGAUCUUGAGCCAAUAUCAACUGACCGGUUUUUAUCGACCAAAUAAGUCAUAAAAAUCUCAUCACUUUUACAAAACAACACCAACUUAUGUAACAAAUAAAUGUCAUUACAUUUAAUGGCAAUUGUAUUGUCUGAAUUCCAGUCGGCAUACUUUUAUCCUAACCAUAUAUUUUUCUCACUUCUUUUCUCUUCUAUUUGUUUCAGUUCGUGAUGGUAAGAUCUUUUUGAUGAGUUUUAAAAAUACUUUUCUUAUAUAUACAUACAGACAUUUAUUUAUUCACUCAAGCUAUAUGAAUCUAUAUUACAAUGAUUCUUAUUUGAGUGUAGUUUAUUUGUAAAAUAUGUUGAUAGGCGAACAAUCUAUGAUUGUGUUUGUUUAAGUUUAUACAUCUCUUAGCUGUAUCCCCUCAUUUACAACAUCUUUGUUAUUCGAAGAAUAUAGAAUAAUUGGGUGUAAAAGAAAGUGAUUUAUCUCGUAUUUAUUUAUUUAUUUCAUUCAUUUUAUGAAUUAUAUUAAACUUCUUACUGGAUUUGUGUUUUGUGUAUGCGUGAGAGUUUGCGCGUCUGUUUGUGUUUGUUUUCUUUUCUUUUAAUACUUUUUCAAUUUAUGCGCUGCUCUCUCAUAUUUACAUUGUUGUAAUCGUUAUUUUUUCCCAACUAGUUUAAUAAUACCUUUCGUCAAAUUGUUCUGAGUUAAUUGACGAUGUUAUACAUGUUUAUCUAUUGAAUUCUUGGUUGUUUUUGUCGUCGUCGUUGUGUUGUCAAUUAUUUUGCUUACAUUUUCGUUUAUUAUUAUUAUUAUUAUUGUUAGUGUUUACGUUGUGAUUGUCUGUUGUAAAUGUGUAUUGUUAUGAUUAAUUUUCUUUACUGUUAUUUUUGCGUGUAUGUAUGUGUGUCUUUUUUUCGUAGCUUCUCCAUCAGUUAUUACGUUUUGCUACAUUUAACCUUAAUAGUUCACUAUUUUUAUUUUCAAAGUAGACUUGUAGUUUGUUUAUUAAUAUAUAAGUCAACAUGUAGAUUUUAUUGUCCAGUGUUAAAUUUCACAGUAAAACUACAUUUUUUUGUGUUUUGAAACUUACUGGUUAUGUACCAGUUCAUUUAUGUUUAGAAGACUAACAAGAGCUCGUUUUGAUAAUUACUCUUUGUGGUUAGUCGUUAAAAGUAGUUGAAAACUUCUUAUAUUUGGGUACUUGUAUAAAUACUGCUGCUGAAGUGUUUGAUUGAGAUCUAUCAACUUAUAGUGAUGAUCAGACACUUACUUAGGUUAAGAGUUAUAACAGUUAGAUGGUUUACGGUCCCAUUAUUACCUUAUCGGGAAUUCAUGAGGAAAUAAGAUAAUAAAAAAAAAUGAGUACUUGCCGCCUCAAUAGCUGUUUGCCUGAGCAGAUGAAACUCUCAUUCUGUUCAGUACUCCUUCAGUAUUGAAUAUCAAAUAAUAUUAAACAGUUUAUUUGUUGAUAAUGUGCACUUUACUAGUAAUCGAAAUAUAUGUAUGUUAGAAGAAUGUGGUUAUUACAAAAUUUGAACUUCACCUUACCUACUAUUUUCCACAAACUGUUCGAUGAUUCAAACAAUAACUGCUUUAGAAUAGACUUAUCGUGAGCUACAGUUCAAUCAUUAUUUGUGCAAUAAAAAAUGAUGUACAUUAUUAGGUUAUCUUUCUGUCACACAUUACUUUAUUGGUAUUUCAUGUUAGGUAGAAUUAUUUACUUAUGAAUUAGUAAAAAGUAGAAUGUAAUGCUUGCAAUAAUCAUGAGGAUAUUUCCACUCCUAAUAACAUAUUUGAGCAUUAAUAAUUAGUUAGUUUACAAUGUAGUUUAUAAACUAUUUUGAACAAUGAUAUGGUUGGAGGUGGUCAGUAAAAACUUUUUGGUGCUUGUUAGCAAGGUGUAAACUGUAGUCAGAGAUUUAAAGCUCCAUGUGCAAUUCAUACCUUUUUCACUCAACUGUAUAAUCCGAGACGUCAUCACUUUUCUAUUCGAACUGUGGCUAAUCGCCUAAAAGAUCGAGAUAUUCAUAAUAAUUGAUCUUUGAAUAAUAACCUAUAUUUUCUUUGUAUAGUCCUUAAGCUCUGAUACCAACGUAGUUCACGUGAUGUUGAAUCACUUAAAUUGUAGUAGGCACACUUAAAAUUGGCAUACAGAAUCCAAUCAUUAAAUGUUUGUAAUAAAACCAUUCAAAGGACAUGAGAGCUCUAAACUUUUUUUUUUACCGGAAAUUACUUCUUAAUAAUCCUUUUCUCAUCAUUAAAAAAUUGAGUAUGCAUGUCAGUUAUCCUAUGUGAACUAAACUAUUUAUACACUGAUUUGGUUAUUUCAAUCCCUUCAUAUUAUUGCUUCAAUUUUGAUCAAUUGAUUAUUCUGUUAACUUUUAUCGCAAAUAAUUAUUUAAUGGAUCCAACGAAAGUCGUGUUGUUUUAUUGAGUUUACUGUGAUUCCCAAUAUUGGUAUACUCACUAUUUUGAAUUGAUUGAUAGUGAUUUUACAGUAUCUCGUUUAUCAUUAAAACGUUUGUUUGUUUGCUUGACGAGAACUUUGAAAAAUGUAACAAGUUGUGAAAUAUGGUUUUUUUUUCUAAAACAUGCAAUCAUGUUUUACGAGUUUUUAGUGAAAUUAAUCAUCUGUGACAGUGAAUUUAUUGUUUGUCUUCAGUCACCAUCUUGAAAGUCUGUUUAUAUGGGUUCGUGUAUAUAUUAAUUCAGUAAUAUGAUGCACGAAACCUUAUUUCUGUAUUCAAACACAAACAUUAGUACAAGGAGGCACCAAAUAGACAUAUACCACAUAAACCAUUCGAUUUGUGUGAAGGCUGGGAUAAUGUCCGGGUGCACAAACCGAAGCAGGUGGUUUUCUUACUGGACCACUUCCCGAGCCUUUGAACUAAAGGUCUAAUCCACAAGGCAGUGGAGCAACGUUAGGAGAUGUAGUCCCAUGGUAGUCGGUGACCAACAAUAGGUUCAUACGCCUUUUGUUCCAUUAGGAUCCUGGAGGCCAUCCAUUCAAUUGGUUUAAAAUGUGUGUUUUCUAACCCUCCUAUGUGGAUCCUCCGUACUCGCCAGCCCGAUUAAAGCGCCAGACGUUUGCUUGUCGUCCACUCAAUUUAUUAAACAACACUGCUGUCGCGAGAAGGUAGUGAGUAGGACUUCCUUGUCAGUAGUUGUAUGCAUGUGGCCAUGUCAGAGCAUUUGGAGAUGGAGAGCGGACCCGUACCCGGGCAUUUGGGAAAGAUGCACUGAUCCAAACCUUGACAUGAUGGUUGUUGAAAUCCUACUCGGUGUUGUGACAGUCAGUCAUAAGUCACGUACAGGCUCUUGCGAAUGUCAGUUAAUCUUAGUGCCAAUAGCACAACGUUGAGAAUGUGAUCCAACACCACGAAGUGAAACGGUAUAUAUACAAAGGAAUACUGCAGCAUAUAAUUUACAGGAAAGUAAUGAGUGAAUGUAUCUGUUUCUAUUUUACCGACCUUGAGCCAUAUCACCUAACACCUACAAUCGGUGAUGGCGUUCAUUGUCCUUACCUCCAUCAGGUAGUGUUUAUCUAUCAACAGUUCAGACCGACAUUCACUGGACUUCAUGUCUUACUUUUGUCAUCUCUAACUUUUCAACUUACGCCUGCGCCAGUCAACAUUACUCAUCAAGCAAGGUAGAAGGAUUUUUAACAUUCCCUUCAACUGACAUAAGUUGGCGAAAAUCCAGUGAUAUUUCAUCAGUUACCAAUCCACCAGGAUGUAUUACACUUCCAAGAUGAGUGCUGUAGUCAAAGAGCUCCACUGUUUCAUUCCUCUUGACAGCGUCUUAGGCCUUGGUUCAGACCAGUCGUAAAAGCAAUAUUAUAUUGUUGCAAAAAUUAAAAAAACUUUCAAACAUAUCACAUGAAAUAUAGCUCAUAGUUAAACCUUAUUACUAUAGUAGAUGUAUAUAAUUUUAAAGUACACAGUAAAAAAGAUGUUUAAGUAAUUUUCCCGAAAUAUCUUCGGUAUUUUAUCAUGUUCGUGACAUCUACUAGGACACAACUAACAUUACUAUUAGUAUAUUAGAACUGUGAUUGUAUAGGAAGUUCACUAUUUUACUGUUUAACUCUGUUCUUUCUUUUUCAAAAUGUAUCAUUUGAUGUAUACUAGUAUUAUAUGAAGUAUUUUCCUUUCAAUAUUGGACUCAAAAGUUUCAUAGUUAAGUCAAGAUUAUUGACCUUUUUAGAUAGUUCCAGCUGCAAGUUCACCUGAAUUGAACAUCUGUGUUAGCGAUUCGGAAUUAGUCGAUAAGAUAUCCUAAUAGACCUAAACUUCUUGUUAGUCAGCACUCUUCAGCUUGUUGUACUCGAAAUUUUAAGGUAACUGACGAUCCUCAUAUGAUCCAAACCCAGGUCACUCCGUUUAACAGUCUGAGGAGUUACCUCCAAGCUAUUUGACUCACGAAUGACAACAUAUAGGGCUUAGUUUUUCAUGACUGACUAAUCAGUGCCAUCUUUUUCUAUUCAUUGGUGCUGACCAAAUUCUAUCAACCAGUUUGUAAGGUCUUCAUUGGUCUGAAAGAUUUGACAUCACAUGAGCUAUGCUGAAAUGUCGAGUCACUUAAACUAGUGGCCACAUUAUAAUUUGAUUGAUAGAACUUGGUCAGUAUCAAGGAAUGAAAAAAAUAACACUAGUCAGUACUCAGUAAUUAAUGAAUUUUAAAUAGAAUAUUUAUUUCAUACAAUGUGAGUAUCAAAAAUUGAACAAAUAAUUCUGUUUCUAUUACUUUGAGUUUGUAUUACUUAUGACCAAGUUAUGUGCAUAUUAUACUUGUUCAGUUGUGUCGCUGCGUAGCCAGGCAUUGCAGGUAUAUUAUUUGUGUGAGUUUUGAGUUGUGAUUGAAUGGUAUGUAAUGGGGAAUUUGUUUGGUUUCUAUCUUUGUUUUCUGAUUGAAUACUGGGGUUAGAAGAAGCUCGAUGACUAAUACGCAUUCAUAUUCUACUUAUUGUUUAUUAGUAAAUGGGUCAUUUAGCAAAUAGAAGAUAACCAGUCUUACUGGCAUAUAGGUGGAUUAAUCGAUGACGAAAGAUAAUACAACCCGUCUUGUCAUUACACCUCGGUCAAACUAGAUCAAAUACAACCUAAUCAAGAAAUCUGCUUUCCCUCAAAUUAAUAUUAUUCUGAUAAGAAAAUGUACACUCGUGUCUUUAUUUUUCAUCUGUUUUUUAAAUCUGUUUUUGCAUUAUUGGUUUUGCGGAAUUCUAAUUAAACAGUUUUUUCUGUCUAUCCUUGUGCAUGUGUAUAUUUCAUUGUUCUUUUGUCGAUUAUUAUUUCCAUGUUUCAGCUUUAGGAAGAAUUGGAAAAUUUGCUGCGCGUCGUAAUCGUUUAACACGUUCUGGUGUUUCACCUAUGGGUAGUGUAGCAUCUGGAUUAGAUGAAGAUUUACUUAGUAUGGAUAGUGCAUCACACACUAAUCAGCAUUAUGCACGUCAGUCAUUACAUGAGUCAAAUUAUCCUGGUAUUGUUUACAAUGCUGGUAGUAGUAGUGGUAUAUCCAAUUCACAAAAACCAAUAUGCUUAUACGUUUUAUGUGAAAAACAAAUGACAAAGAUGUCGAAAAUAUUUAAUUCAUCAUCUGUUCUUUUAUCACCAAUUGACUAUCCAACUACAGCAACAGUGACUAAAUCUUUUAAAGGAUUUUUUAAAGCUUGCCUUCCAAAUGAUUCGAAUCGAUCGAAAACAGCUACAAAACUUUUAUCUGCAGCAGCGUCUACAGCUACUGGUGUUUCAUUUGAUCGUGCUAAUACUACUACUAAUAUUGGUAAUAAUAGUCAUCAUCAUCGUGGAACUAAUGCAACACUAGGCGGUCAUUUUAUACAUCAUCAAAAUGAACCUUAUUCAUUUCAUGAUAAUACUAGUAAUAGUAAUGUUAAUGCAGGUGAAACUAUCGAGGCGGAAAAUAUUACAACAUCUAAUAUACCAGAAGCAAAUAAUUCUAAAUAUAUGAAUGUUUUCACUGAAGCACAUGAGAAUGGUUGGUUUCUACAAUUGAAAUCAUUAUUGGAAUUAGCUGGAACAGUGGUAGAUUUGUUAGAUUUACAAGGUGCUAGUGUAGCAUUGUGUUUAGAAAAUGGCAGUGAUGUUGUUGCACAGACUGUAUCAUUAGUACAAAUUAUGCUUGAUCCAUAUUAUCGUACAAUUUAUGGUUUUUGGAGUUUAAUUGAUAAAGAAUGGUUAAUAUUUGGACAUACAUUUAAUUCUAAUUCCAAUCAAACAAUAUUAAAUAAAACCAAUCAUUUUUCACCAAUAUUUUUACAAUUUUUAGAUGCUGUACAUCAAUUAUUAAAACAAUUUCCAUUAUCAUUUGAAUUUAAUGAUUAUUAUAUACAAUUUAUUGCAUAUCAUUAUAUAUCAAAUCGUUUUCAUAAUUUUAAAUAUGAUACAGAAUUUGAAAGAUUUACUAUAUGGUUUCCUAAAUUAAUUGAAAGUUUAUUAAAUAAUUAUAAAUAUGGUACAAGUAUUAUAUCAAAUAUAGAUGAACAUUUAUUAGAAUUAUAUUAUUCACAUUCUAUAUGGCCAUUUAUACAACAACAACAUUAUGAAUGGCCUAUAUUUUUUAAUUUUCGUUAUUCACCUACAUUGAGUGAAAAGGUUCUUAGACCAGCAACAUAUUUAGCUUCAUUUGAUUUAUGGAAAUUUUAUUUAACUGAAGAUUUGGCUUGUGGUUCAGUCUAUGAUUUAGAUCAUUUCUCACCUAGUUAUCGUAAAAAUACUAAUCGUCCAUAUGAACCGGUUUUACGACAGGGAUUUAACAAUAGUCAUAUUGAGCAAACAUAUGCUGUUUUAGGAUUACGUGAAGGAGAAGAAGCUGUUGGUUGGCAAGAUGCAUGGGAACAAGCACAGUCUGAACUGCUUAACUUAUAUUCAUCACAUCCACAUAAACAUAUGACAAAACAUGAUAAAUCAAAUGUAAAUAUUCAGUCAACUUCGAAUAUUCCACGAUCUGUUGUAGAUACUUCUGCUUCUGCCACUACUACUACUACUACUACUAAUACUAUAAGUAGUAGUAAUACUGAUAGCAAAAUAAACACUCAUGUUAAAAUAGUUCAUCAUUCCAAUCAGUUACCAUCACGUUGUACACCAUAUAGAGAAAGCAGUGAACCAAUUGAAAGUUUAUCACAUCAUAAAUUAGUCACAUCUGAUUAUGCAAUGUCUAGACGACGUGCAGUAUCUAGUGGUUUAUUAGAUACUAAUCAAACGAAUAGUGUAUUGGUAUCAUCAUUGACCACUACAUCUUCAUCAACAACUUAUCCACUAACUAAUGAAUUAACUCAAACAUUAACACCACAAGGAGAAAGUAGUGCUAGUAUUGAUUUGGAUAGUACAUUUACAAAUUGCCCCGAAGUGAUUACUACCAGUUCAAUCCCAGUUCAACCAGUUCAAUCUGAACAACAUUCAAAUGAAACAACCCAAUCACAUAUCAUUAUUAUAAAAGAUUCUACCAUGAAUGCUGAAAGUCAACUGAGUACUGACAUGAAUCCACCAUCUACAAAUAGUACAACUAUAACAGUACGAACAAUAAAAGAUUGUAAUCAUUCAAAAUCUAGAGAAAUAUUAAAAUCCAAUGAUGAUCGAACAAUAAAUGGAAUUGAAACAAAACAUCCACGUACCACUAACAAUACUACUGAUAGUAAUCUCAACGUUUUAAAAACAAAUUAUAAUGGUAAUAACAUACCGAAAUCUGAACAAACUUCAGAAGAUGAAGCAUUUCAUGAAGAUAAUGAUUAUAUUUAUGGUGAUCGAUAUGAUUCAGUUGGUGAAUCCUCACUAGAUGAUUAUCAUUUUACACGUCAUGCUAUACUAGAAUAUCACCGAACAACUACUUUGAAGCGUUUAACUCGUCGUACUGCAUGUAGAAUCGGUAUCGGUGGUAAUAUUGGUGUUGAGAGUAAUGUAGGGUUGUCAUCAAAUGGUCAAAAUUACCAUCAAUUGAUGCCUGAUUACUCAUCAUUGGAUACUGAUUUAAGUACUGGAUAUCGAGAUCUGGCGAUUGAAUAUGAAUCAGAUAGUGUAAAUAGCCUUACUGGUACUGGGGGUGGUCUUGGCAGUACCAUGUUACAUGAUACAAUUAGAAUUGAUGGAUUCGAUAUCAACGCCCCUGUACAAGAUGAACUUCAACAUCAUCUGCAUAAAUUUACUUCAUCUCGAAUAACUAACAAUACAAAUGUACAAUGUGAAUUAUGCCAGAACAUUUGUCAAUCAUCAGAUGAUAUUGUUAAAUGUAUUGAAUGUGAUCUAUUAUGUCAUACAAAAUGUUCAUCAUCUAUAAAUUCAAAAUGUUUUCAUUCAUCUGUAACAAAUACUUUGAAUCAAAUCAAUAAAACAGGGAAUUUACUGAAAAGACAUGGUUCUGCAUAUUUUCCAAAUGAAAUAGACAAUGGAAAAUUAAAACAAUCUAAUGAUAUAGAAAAAUCUUCUUUAACUUUUGGUGUAGCUGGUGCUGGUGGUAGUUUAUUCAAUUCAACUUUACCAUGGCGUACUGAACGAGAUCAAGCAUUUAGAUCUUCUUUAGUUUUAAUACAUGACAAACGUGGAAAACGUAAACUAAGUGAAAGUUCUUCAUCUUUAGCACAUACUAACACAUCUGAUUGUCAAUCACAAAGUGGUCAUAGUCUACCCGGUGGUGGUACUACUACUACUGUUGAACAUCAUCUACCGGAACAUUUAGCUUCAGCGUCAUAUUAUGGUUAUUUAUAUAAAUUAGGUCAUCGUAAAUUUUUACAACAAUGGAAACAACGUUUAUUCGCUUUAGAUACAAAUCGGCAUCAAUUGAAAUAUUAUGAAAGUUAUGCUAAUGCUUCACCUCGUGGUUGUAUUGAUUUACAAGAUGUUAGAACAGUGAGAAUUAUUAAAAAUUUUGCAAUUCAACGAAAAUCACCUGCAUUUGUUGUAUUUGAACUUGAGACCAAUAAUCGAACAUACAAACUCGGUGCUAUCAAUCAAGAAAGUGCUAUGCAAUGGAUUGAGCGUAUACAAAAAACUAUUCAAUAAAAGAAAACUUUUCUAAUUAUGAUUUAAAUUGUAGGUAAUGCAAAUUGUUUCAUACAAGCGAAACAUGCUUAUCAAUGGAU
Molecule: messenger RNA, 19332 nt
Organism: Schistosoma haematobium
Lineage: Eukaryota; Metazoa; Platyhelminthes; Trematoda; Strigeidida; Schistosomatidae
Product: SET-binding factor 2
Exons: 30
Coding region: 505-5550 (1681 amino acids)
Biological process (GO): regulation of Rab protein signal transduction
Cellular component (GO): cytoplasmic vesicle
Source: RefSeq, a predicted model, not a curated record